UUUUUUUUAAUUUUUGCCGGCACAACACUACAACCCACUCCGCUCUGUUUGUUUUCAAUCUUUUUUUUUUCUCGCCGGAGUAAACCAACCGAACUCGCCGCCUUCUACCCUCCCGCCGUCGCCUCCGCCGCCGUCACCGAGCGCAUCGACGCCGGCCAUGUCGAUCUUCGAGUACAACGGGAGCGCCGUGGUGGCGAUGGUGGGGCGGAACUGCUUCGCGAUCGCCAGCGACCGGCGGCUCGGCGUGCAGCUGCAGACGAUCGCCACCGACUUCCAGAGGGUGUUCAAGAUCCACGACAACCUCUAUAUCGGCCUCUCGGGCCUCGCCACCGACGCCCAAACGCUGUACCAGCGAUUGGUGUUCAGGCACAAGCUGUACCAGCUGCGGGAAGAGAGGGACAUGAAGCCGGAGACCUUCGCUAGCCUCGUCUCUGCCCUCCUCUACGAGAAAAGGUUUGGGCCAUACUUCUGCCAACCAGUCAUUGCUGGGCUAGGAGAAAACAACGAACCAUUUAUAUGUACCAUGGAUUGCAUUGGUGCCAAGGAACUAGCAAAAGAUUUUGUGGUGUCUGGCACUGCUUCGGAGUCACUUUAUGGUGCUUGUGAGUCCAUGUAUAAGCCAAACAUGGAACCUGAAGAACUGUUUGAGACAGUCUCGCAAGCAUUGCUGGCUUCUGUUGAUCGCGAUUGCCUCAGUGGCUGGGGUGGUUAUGUUCUCCUUGUCACACCCACUGAAGUUCAGGAGAGACUGCUCAAGGGAAGGAUGGACUGAGUUCUCUCAUGUACCGUAGGAUAUUUUCUUCAUUUGCCGUACCCCUGUACUACUGCGUACAGAAUUCGGAGAACACGUGUGUUCUGUUUACUUCCAAAGAACAUUAAACGCGAAAAUUUCAGUUGUUGCGUA
Molecule: messenger RNA, 904 nt
Organism: Phragmites australis (common reed)
Lineage: Eukaryota; Viridiplantae; Streptophyta; Magnoliopsida; Poales; Poaceae
Product: proteasome subunit beta type-3-like
Exons: 7
Coding region: 158-772 (204 amino acids)
Biological process (GO): proteasome-mediated ubiquitin-dependent protein catabolic process
Cellular component (GO): proteasome core complex, beta-subunit complex; proteasome core complex
Source: RefSeq, a predicted model, not a curated record